GUGGCGUUAAUGCUCCUAAAUGCUGGUUGCCAAACAAAUCAAAAGGAGAAGAAGGAGAAGCAGCAGCAGGAGGAGAAGAAGAAGAAGAAGAAAACAAAAACUACAACUACAACUUGGAUUCUUCAAGAAGAACGCAUCGCUAAACAUGGCGCUCAAGUCAGGAGAGGAGCGGCUGAAGGAGAUGGAGGCAGAGAUGGCUCUUUUUGAGCAGGAGGUCCUUGGUGGUCCAGUACCAGUGUCAGGAAGCCCACCUAUAAUGGAGGCAGUACCUGUAGCUCUUUCUGUCCCGGCAGUUCCAGUAGUGCGACCCAUUAUAGGCACCAACACCUACAGACAGGUCCAACAGACAUUAGAAGCCAGAGCUGCUAGUUUUGUUGGUUCUCCACCACCAGCCUUUGUGGGACCAGUCCCUCCAGUACGUCCUCCCAUGUUGAGACCAGCCUUUGUCCCACAUAUCCUGCAGAGACCCGGUGGUCAGAGGCUUCAGAUGAUGCGUGGUCCUCCGAUAGCACCUCCUCUUCCCCGGCCUCCUCCACCUCCUCCCAUGAUGCUCCCUCCUCCCCUGCAGGGCCAGACACCUCAGGGUGCUUCUCAGCCCAUUCAGAACAUGGCUGCUGCACCUCAGGUCAGUGAUAUGGUUUCAAUGGUGUCAGCACCAACGACAAGACAGGGAGCCCUGCCUCCCGUCAAACCGACACCGUCAAUCAUCCAGGCAGCACCUACCGUGUACUCUGCACCUCCGGCCCACGUUGGACAUAAAAGAAAUGAUAUUAGAGCUCAGCGACAAGCCAGAAUGGAAGAACUGGCAGCACGGGUUGCAGAGCAGCAGGCAGCAGUGAAGGCAGCAGGUCUACUGGACAAGAAGGAGAGAGAAGAAAACAACGUCAUUGGACCAAGCAUGCCUGAGCCUGAGCCCCCCCACACUGAGCCUGUGGAGAGUCCUGCAGAGGACAAAAAGAAAGCAAAGGCGGAGAAGGUGAAGAAAUGUAUCCGCACUGCAGCAGGGACCAGCUGGGAGGACCCCAGUCUGUUGGAGUGGGAUCCAGAUGAUUUCCGUAUAUUCUGCGGUGAUCUUGGUAAUGAGGUCAACGAUGACAUUCUGGCCAGAGCCUUCAGUAGAUACCCGUCUUUCCUCAAAGCUAAGGUGGUGAGAGACAAACGUACUGGAAAAACCAAAGGCUAUGGCUUCGUCAGCUUCAAGGACCCAAACGACUACGUCAGAGCCAUGAGAGAGAUGAACGGUAAAUAUGUAGGCAGCCGCCCCAUCAAACUGAGGAAGAGCAUGUGGAAGGACCGCAACAUCGAGGUGGUUCGCAAAAAACACAAAGAGAAGAAGAAGCUGGGCCUCAGAUAGUUUAUGCAAGUGGACAGAUAACAGUAGUAAGAGCAUGAUCUGUCCAAUCAGGAGUUGCACUGACAGAUGUUUUUUUUUUUUUUUUUUUCUU
Micropterus salmoides (largemouth bass) is the source of this 1445-nucleotide messenger RNA. It is a transcript of the gene rbm42, whose product is annotated as RNA binding motif protein 42. Lineage: Eukaryota; Metazoa; Chordata; Actinopteri; Centrarchiformes; Centrarchidae. The record is from RefSeq and is a predicted model, not a curated record. The transcript is spliced from 12 exons. Gene Ontology annotation, molecular function: mRNA binding. The coding region runs from base 20 to 1354 and encodes 444 amino acids.